UUUUUAUUAAAACGAAUGAUGGAGUCAAAACGGCUAGCGCUCGAGAAGUUAUACAAAGAUAAUUUCCAGCCAGAAGAAUAUCUUACUACGUAUUACCGUAGUUUGGAUUCCGAAGUAGAGUUCUUUCUUCGCAAUCUCCAUCACUUCUUCUUCGUUUCAAACGGAGGAGAAGAAUCUUCCGCCACUGCUAGUGACUUUGAAGGACUGGAAAAGCAGGUGGAACGAGAAGUGGAUGAAGACGAAAAGGUGGCAAAGAAACAUGAAAAGAGGGCGAAAGAAAAGAGGCGUGUCUUGGAGAUCGGUUCGGGUCCCGUGCCCAUUUCAAUGAUCUCAGCCAGCCGUUGGUGUGAAUGGAUCGUUUGCAGCGAUUUCUUGGAACAGAACCGACAAAAGAUCAAACAGUGGUUGAUGACGGCCAACGCGCAACCACCACCACCUGGCCAGAAGCAUGAUGAAACGUGGCUACCAUUCUUCCGAUACGUCGCCCAACUGGAACGGGCCGAAUCAGAGACGAUUUUACUGGACCGAGUCCGUCACUCUGUUCGGGCUGUUGUACCGUGCAAUGUCUUAUUGACUGAUCCUCUGAUGGAUAACAAAGACACCGCCUGUAAUGCUGACGGCCAUUCAUUAUACGACGUGAUUAUCACUACACUCUGUCUCGAAUUUGCUACGCUUACGCUUGAAGAGUAUUCGACAGCAGUGGCCAAUGUAACUAGGCUCUUACGUCCAGGAGGCUUUCUUAUCGUUCAGGGAGCACUGGAAAACAGCCAUUAUUGGCACAAUAAUCAGGAAUUUCCGUCUGUUGUACUUAACCGUGCUAUAGUUGAAUCAUCUUUAACGGAUGCCGGAUGUCAGGCAGUCGACUGGAAAGAAUUGGCAAGGUGUUGCCCUCAGCAAGAGAAACCAGCUGAUCAUUCCGCUGUUUUCUAUUGCCUAGCUCGGAAAAUUUGAUCUCAAGAAUUUGUUCACGUUAUCGAUUCGUAUCCAGCCGUAUGAUCGGAUAAAGUGUCUGUCUCUUGGUAACCUUAGUCGCUAUGUUUGGUUCCUCAAAAAUUCAAUGUCAAUAUUGUCUCGUAUUGAAAAUAGAAUA
Molecule: messenger RNA, 1090 nt
Organism: Daphnia carinata
Lineage: Eukaryota; Metazoa; Arthropoda; Branchiopoda; Diplostraca; Daphniidae
Product: nicotinamide N-methyltransferase-like
Exons: 4
Coding region: 16-951 (311 amino acids)
Cellular component (GO): cytosol
Molecular function (GO): S-adenosylmethionine-dependent methyltransferase activity; N-methyltransferase activity
Source: RefSeq, a predicted model, not a curated record